This is a messenger RNA of Cajanus cajan (pigeon pea), 5077 nucleotides long. RefSeq names its product maternal effect embryo arrest 22 (gene MEE22). NCBI's taxonomy places the organism in Eukaryota, Viridiplantae, Streptophyta, Magnoliopsida, Fabales, Fabaceae. The record is from RefSeq and is a predicted model, not a curated record.
CCAAAACAGUGAACUCAACACUCAAAUCGAAAGGUUGGUGCCAUGGGGUUUAGGGUUUUUCUCCACCGCCAUCAUCACCAUCACCGAUUCGUCUCUUUCUUAUAGGCUAAGCCAUCUGUUAUUCAUUCACCACAUUGCAUUGCAUUGCAUUUCACUGUGGCCAUGGAAUUGUUGUCGAAUCCGAAUCACACUCUCAAAUCUGACUCCGAAAACCAUUGCUGUGACCACAAGGAGAAAUACUCGAAGGUGCGAAAAUCUCGGAAUGCUCUACGUGAAGCCGUCAAUAUUCUUAACAAAAAAAUUAAAGAAAUCGAGUGCAGCUACAACCAAGCAUGUGAGGCCAAAAGGGAAAUAGAUCGGAAAUUGGGAGAAAAGGAAAAGGAAAUUGGUACAUUGAAGGAGCUUUUAGGGGUGGAGAAGGAAGCGGCCGAUUCUGAGAGGAAGAAAGGUGCUGAAGAUUGCGAAUUAUUAGAAAAUGAGAAGAAUAAGACUGCUGAAAGGGAAAAGGAGAUUAUUAGAUUUAAGGAGCUUCUAGAGGAGGACAAGAGAAGGGCCGAUUCUGAGAGUAAGAAAGCUGCUGAAGCUAUUAAGUUACUAGAAGAUGAGAAGGAUACGGCUACUAAAAGGGAAAAGGAAAUUGGUAGAUUGAAGGGGCUUCUAGAGGUGGAGAAGAGAAGGGCUGAUUCUGAGAGCAAGAAAGCUGCCGAAGCUUGUAAGUUACUAGGAGAAGACAAGAAUAAGGAUGCUGAAAACAAAAAGGAAAUUGGUAGAUUGAAGGGGCUUCUAGAGGCGGAGAAGAGAAGGGCUGAUUCUGAGAGCAAGAGAGCUGCCGAAGCUUGUAAGUUACAAGAAGACAAGAAUAAGGAUGCUGAAAAGGAAAAGGAAAUCAUUAGAUUGAAGGGGCUUCUAGAAGCGGAGAAGAGAAGGGCAGAUUCUGAGAGCAAGAAAGCUGCCGAGAAUGCUGCUGAAAAGGAGAACGAAUUCAGUAGAUUGAAGGGGCUUCUAGAGGUGGAGAUGAGAAGGGCUGAUUCUGAGAGCAAGAAAGCUGCUGAAGCUUGUAAGUUACUAGGAGAAGACAAGAAUAAGGAUGCUGAAAACAAAAAGGAAAUCGAUAGAUUGAAGGGGCUUCUAGAGGCGGAGAAGAGAAGGGCUGAUUCUGAGAGCAAGAGAGCUGCCAAAGCUUGUAAGUUACAAGGAGAAGACAAGAAUAAGGAUGCUGAAAAGGAAAAGGAAAUCGGUAGAUUGAAGGGGCUUCUAGAAGCGGAGAAGAGAAGGGCAGAUGCUGAGAGCAAGAAAGCUGCCGAGAAUGCUGCUGAAAAGGAGAAGGAAUUCAGUAGAUUGAAGGGGCUUCUAGAGGUGGAGAUGAGAAGGGCUGAUUCUGAGAGCAAGAAAGCUGCCGAAGCUUGCAAGUUACUAGAAGAAGAGAAGAGUAAGGCUGCUCAAAAGGGGGAGAUUGCCAGAAUUGAAGUGGGGAAGGCUGAGAAGUAUAAAAUUCGGGUUGGUCAAUUGGAGAAACAGGCUAAUGAAGCAAAAAUGAAGUUGGUGUCUGAGAUGUCUGUUUUUAAUGAGGCAACUAAAAAGUUUGAAGCGGAAAAGCGCAAAAUAUUAGCAGAAAAAAGAAAUGCCGAGUCAGGGAUGGAAAAAGUGAAUGAAAUGUUGGAGAUUGAAAAACAAAAGGUUGAUGAAGAAAAAAGGCGUGCAGAUGUGGAGAUGGUUAAUUUAGAGGAGCAGAAGGCACUUGCUGAAGAUAACUGGAACAGGUUCAUGAAAGAGAAAUCCCUUGUUGAUCAGAUGUCUCAGCAGUUAGAAGAGAAUAAGCAGACAAUUGACAAUUUGAAACGGAAGAUUGAUGAACUCUCAUCCUUGAGGAAACCUGAUGAAAUGGCUGCUGACAGCAAUGUCAAAGCUGAAAGUGCGAAAGUGAAGCUUUUGAAAAACAAGCUUAAGCUUGAAAAGCUACGAACAAAGCAUACCAGGCAAAAAUAUAAGUUAGAAGCAAGUCGAUACAGCAUUUUACGGCAAGAAUUAGGUCGGAUAAAGAUUGAUUUUGUUCAAUUUCUGCAUCGGCUUGAUGUACUGGAUGCAUCCUUUUCACCUGUUUCUGGAAGUAUGCAUGAUCAAACAAAGAAUUCAAAUGUCAUGAGACAAAUUUGCAAUCUAAAUUUGUCUGAGAUGCGUAACCAAUUUGAAAAUGAGCUUCUGCAACCUUGCUGCACAACAAUGGAUGCAAGUGAUCCAUUGAGGAAAAACAUGCAGCACGCUCCACUCGCUUCUCCUAGUGGAAAUUACUCUGCAUCUAUCACAGGUAUUGGUUCUAAAUUGGAGCCUCUUGUUAGAGGAGGAUCCAACAGAACAAACUUACAGAGUUCUGCAGUAAAUUCCAGUACACAAUCUUUUUCUGAUGGACAGUUGAUGGGCUCACAGGAUGCAACCACUUUUCCAAUUACUGCAUCAGCAAAAUUGACUCAGGAGAUCUUUAAUGCUAUCUGCAACCCAUCUGACAGAUCUGUUAAUGUGCACCACAGGAAGAGGAAAAACAUGCACGAUACAGUUGAAUACAUUACAAAUUUGUCUUCUGAGAAACUCUCUGAUUUGCAUGGUUUGUUGUAUAAAGAAGUUGGCAAAUUCUUAGAAGGAGGAAAAGAGAUGGUUCAUAAUCUCAAUAAUUUACAGGAAGAGAAUAAAAGUGCCCACAAAAAGAGAAAAAAAUCUCAUGGGGAAAAAGUGGACAUGAUACCUAGGAUUAACAGGGAUGAGAAAAAGGGCAUUGAAGAGGCUAACACUGAGGUCUAUGAUGAUGUAAAUGUUGGUAGACGCACUUCCUGCCCUGCCCCACAUACUUUAGAAACCACUCAAGCAUGUGGGGAGAGGAUAUGUGAUGCUGCAAAUAGUUUUGAUUCCAUAAUUAAUUUUAAUACAGUUGCUGAUGGAAGUUAUAUGAAAUUAUUAGAAUUAGAAGAUCCUACCAGUGAGGAAUACUUUAGAAAAGCAAUGGAUUUUCCCUUGUCUCCAUUGCUUCCUGAAAUUGAAUUUCGUGAAACAUAUGAAGCGGACAAUUUGAUGAAUCCCUUUCUAGAGCAAGCACUCCAAGAGGGCAUGUUGAGUUCAAGAACUGGCCUGUCUGCAUCACCUUACUUUGAUGUAAUGAAUGUUGAAAUCAAUUCUAAUGAACAAAAAUUUGAUGAUUCUGGAGUCUCUCAUAAUUCGCAUAUGCACACUACAGAAAAUUUAAGGACUGCUUUUUUGGUGGAGGAUGGAAUGGGAUCUUCACACAAUCAACUUCCUAAAUUUUGUAUUGUCUUUUCAAAUAUUGAGAACAAUAGUAUCAUAUCUAGGAUACUUGUUGCUACAAAAAAUUGUAUAGCACGGUGCAAUUUGGCUACUCAACCAGGAUGGGCCGUCAAUAACAUUCUAACAGCACUUAAAUUGGAAGAAAAGCUCUCACCUAAGGAGAAGGUUUCAGUGCUGUUAACACUUUUGAUGUUCAACUUUGCCAUGGCUGUGACAAAGACAUUUGGGAAACUUUGGGAUGGGAAAUUAUCCCACUGCUUGCAGUCUUACUCUGAACAUAUUUUCACAGUUAUGUCUGAUGCAGAGACAAAAUUCCUGUUUGAAGAGAAUUAUCCUUUGCAUGAGCUGCUUGGCCUCAUUGAAGAUUUUCUUAUAGAGGGAAAAAUUAUUAUAGUAAACAGUAGAGUAGAUGCUGAAACAUCGUAUUGUGAUUUGAGAGCCAAUGAUUAUCUGGAAUGUGUUAAUGAAGUAUCUUCUGAUGUAGCUUCAACCGAACAAUUGGUAGCAGCUAGUAUUAUAUUAGCAUCAGUAUGUGCUGCAACUGAUUAUGUUGGAUUUAUUUCUGAGGUUUCAUACCAUAUACUUCAAUUGUGCAAGUGGGAUUCUUUAGUGGUGCUGACUAUUCUCCAUAUUUUUGCUUAUCUGGGUGGAGAGAAGUGUUUUAGCAUGGAUAAUUUUGGUUUAAUGGUGACUGUUUUGAAGUCUCUAAUUAUGUUUCUUGAGGAUGGGAGCCUAUCCGUUGCUACUGCUUGUCUUCCUUCAAUAAAUGAGUUGCAUGCUGAGUUGUGUAUGAAUAUUAAAUGCCCAUUUUUUGAAGGUGCUGAAUCCAUUGAUGUAGUUGCUUGCUUGCUCUUGGAAGAGAUUAGAAACAUUUGGCUUCAAGGGAUGAAGCAAGUAGAUUUGUCAGAUUCUAGAUUCAUGUCAGAGUCAGACAAUUAUAAUGCUGGACAAAACAAGAGCUGUGAUGUGCCCUGUUCGAAAAAAUGCUUGAUUUCUGCUACUCAACCAGAUAGCCUUAAGAAUGACAACCUUUGUCACCUGAAUGAUGUUUUGUCAUUGGUGGAACUAGUUGCAAACAAAAUGGGCUGGCACUGGGCUGAUAUGAAACUUGUUCCUCAGCUGCGGAAUAUUCUUGAUUCAUGUCGAGAGGAGAACUUUGCUAUUAGUAUAAUUGUUCUUCUACAUCAACUUGGGAGGAUUGGAGUUGAUGUUGGUGGAUAUGAAGAUCAAGGAGUUGGGAACUUGGGAUGUUAUUUGUCUGCUUAUAUACGUGGCACCUCUUCCAUGAAAGCAAGCCUUUCUCUUCAAAUUGCCGCAGCCACUGCUCUAUUUGGUCUUCUUCCUCUUGAUUUUGAUACCCUUUUGCAUACUAACAUCAAUCUUCCAGCAUACUCUAAAUCUAUUUCUGACAUUGCUGAAACUUUGAGGAAGUGGUUCUCUGGACUGGAUAAAAAUCAACAGAAAUUGUUAUCUGGUAUUUUAAAACGCACUGAUGUGCAUAACAAGUAGAAAUUGUAUCAGUGCUUUAACAGGAAUUAAAAUAGAGUACCAGAUACAAUGAUUUCAUUGACAACGCUCUUAGAGAAGUUUUGUAGAUUGAUCGAUUUUUGGAAAUUAGAUGGCGUUGAUUCAAUCUUUUUGGAUGCCCUCAACUUGGCUUGUAUGGGUUGUGCUUCUGAAAUUUGUACAUAAUUUCUUCUUUUGGCUAUAAAUUGUAAAUUUCUUGUUAUUAUAUUUAGUCAAACUUGUUUGAGAAAUUAAACGUGAUGGCCAUAGCUUGAAAAGU